AAAGUGUUUUAUAAAUGUCAAAUUGAAGAAAGGUUUCUUAAAGUUAUUUUAAUGUUUUCAAGGAAGGAUCAGUUAAUUAAAAGAACAGGCGAAUAUGGAAUUGGUCGAUACGAUUUUCUGAGGCAACUUAUCAACGAAUUCGCAACAACUACCUCCUACGAAAAUAAGAAGCAGACAUUAGCUAAUUUGGCUAAUUUUUCAUAUGAUCCAAUCAACUAUGAUUUUAUCAAGCAAUUGCACCUAAUCGAUUUGUUUUUAUCCGAACUAUCGAAUGAUCAGGAAGAGUUAAUUCAUUUUGCCUUAGCAGGAUUGUGUAAUCUUUCAUGUGAUCCUGAAAUUCAAGAAUACAUUAUAUCUUUAAACGGUAUUAAACUUAUUUCCGGUUACCUACAACACGACAACAUAGAAAUAUCAUUGAAUGCUUUAACAACAUUAUAUUACUUGUUUGAAACCAGAACUCAUUUAAUAACAAAGGAAAUCGAGUCGGUUAUAUCAAAACAAGAACUAAGCAGUAAUCAAAGAUUGAAAAACCUAGCAUCAGUCUUCCUCCUCGCUUAUUGUCCCAAGGCAAAAUGAUUCUUCGAAGAUUGUCGAACGUAGCUUCGAAAUUAAAAAAACUAGAAGUGGGAAAUCAGGUCACUGUUAAAAGACAAAUAACCAAAGAGGAUGUAGAAAAGUUUACUGCAUUAAGUGGCGAUAUGAAUCCCAUUCACACUACUGCAAAUCCAUUUGCAGUGGUACACGGGGCGUUUUUGAAUUCCAUAGUAUCGAGUGUUAUCGGAAAUUCCUUGCCGGGACCUGGUACAAUUGUCGUUCAACAAGUUUUGAAUUUCCCUAACAAAUGCUUUGUAGGGGAAACGGUGAAUACCACAGUAAAGGUGAUUGAAUGUAGGAAAAUUAUUAAAGUUGAGUUUAGUUGUGAAGCGGAUAAUAACAAAAUAGUUUUGCAUGGUACAGCUAAGCUUGUUAUGAACAAGUAGAUGAUAUCGACACAUGAUUAUAGUGAUAUGUUAUGGCUAUUAAAAUUAAGGGGAAACCUAGGUUUAAAAAUUGGGAUUAUGUUUAGACUAACCACAAUGACUUGGCAAUCCUAACUUGAACUGAUUAAAUCUGGAUUUUCCCUUCAUUUUAGUUUUAGUCAUAACAUACAUAUCAAAUUAAAUGGUUAUAAACAUAAAUAAUUGUUAAUAGUAUAUUUAAAC
This is a messenger RNA of Phyllotreta striolata, 1202 nucleotides long. Lineage: Eukaryota; Metazoa; Arthropoda; Insecta; Coleoptera; Chrysomelidae. The record is from the annotation of a GenBank genome assembly.